Messenger RNA from Carassius gibelio (silver crucian carp), 3515 nucleotides. RefSeq names its product RAB3A, member RAS oncogene family, a (gene rab3aa). Gene Ontology annotation, biological process: protein secretion; axonogenesis; protein localization to plasma membrane. The transcript has 5 exons. The coding region runs from base 1085 to 1747 and encodes 220 amino acids. The record is from RefSeq and is a predicted model, not a curated record. Lineage: Eukaryota; Metazoa; Chordata; Actinopteri; Cypriniformes; Cyprinidae. Gene Ontology annotation, cellular component: endosome; synaptic vesicle; synaptic vesicle membrane. Gene Ontology annotation, molecular function: GTP binding; GTPase activity.
AAGGUAAGCUGAGCUUUCUCUGGCAACAUCUUGCCUCCCCGCCUUGCAUUUAUUUCGAAAUGAAAAAGAAGGCGCAUAGAAACGUCAGGAAAUAAAUGGUUUAGAUUUAAAAACAGCGUAGGUUAACCUUCAUUUGACAUCGCUAACAGGGAUGGAUCAUAAACAGACAGCCUCUGCUGUGUAAUCCAUCGCUGUAUGCUACAAACUAAAAUGCCAACUGGCUUUUGACACUCCGCACAUUGUCGCAGGCAGUUACGACGGAUUUGUUACUGUGUGUUUGGUCGAUGGGAUGUUAGUCACUCACUGACCCGAAUAAAAAAAGGAAAUCAGUUCGUGUGUGUUAAGCGGAUAGAUGCUAACCGGAGCUCAACGGACUUAACCGCUGUCAGCUCUCACAGGCGGACAUUUAUUUUAAACGUCUCGAUUGGACAGUUAACUCAAACGUAGCUGCAUUUCUCAUACGCGAAGGUUUCUUGCUCUAAUCAUGUUCGCCAAGCCUGAGCAAUAUGUUUGAGUUCAGCCUCGAUGUGUGCCUGGCUGCUCAGGUGGCCUGACAAAUAAGAGACUAAACAGAGCAGGAAUAAACAUUCAGGCAUUUGGUUUGUCUCCAUACGGGAAACAAAGAACCACACUGGUCUUCCAUGAUAAAAUGGGAAUAUUAGACUAAUCUUCCCCUGAUAUUGAUGGUGUGCUAAGGUCCUGAGCUGGGCACAGGGUUUAGCCAGUGUUGUGACUGAUUACUUCCCCCCUAGUAUUGGUAGGUUUAGGGUUAGGUGUGGGGGAGGUGUUAGGAUUAGUCAAUCAGGUAGCAAUUUCAACGAGAAGGGGUAAUAAUGUUAUUGUUAUAUGCUGUUAUUGGUCUCUCUGUUCACUAAAAUUACUUAUUUUAUUAAAUUAUCUGGCAUUUCAAAACCACCAUUUUUUUUAUUUUAUUUUAUUUUAUUUAUAUAUAGCAGCUGUCUAAAAUCUAUUUUUAUUAAUUGUUUGUUAGCCUACAUAUGCUCAUUUCUCUAUCCACAUGAAUAACUAAGGCUUUUGCCCAAAUAUCUACUAGUCCUGCGAUACCAGAGAUAAUCAUCCCAAAAUGGCCUCAGCAAAUGAUGCUCGAUAUGGACAAAAAGAGUCUGCGGAUCAGAACUUUGACUACAUGUUUAAGAUCCUGAUCAUUGGUAACAGCAGUGUCGGCAAAACCAGUUUCCUGUUCCGCUAUGCUGAUGACUCGUUCACCCCUGCUUUCGUCAGCACUGUCGGCAUUGACUUCAAAGUGAAGACCAUCUACCGGAACGACAAGAGGAUAAAGCUCCAAAUAUGGGACACUGCUGGGCAGGAGAGGUACAGGACCAUCACCACAGCAUACUAUCGUGGAGCGAUGGGCUUCAUUCUGAUGUAUGACAUCACCAACGAGGAUUCCUUCAAUGCCGUUCAGGACUGGUCCACACAGAUUAAGACGUAUUCGUGGGACAAUGCUCAAGUGCUGCUGGCGGGAAAUAAGUGUGACAUGGAAGACGAGAGAGUGGUUGCUUCCGAGAGAGGAAGACAGCUGUCUGAACAGCUGGGCUUUGAGUUCUUUGAGGCCAGUGCCAAGGACAACAUUAACGUGAAGCAGGCCUUUGAUCGACUGGUGGACAUAAUCUGUGAGAGGAUGGCCGAGAAUCCGGAGUCGGCGGACCCGUCCACUACAGGAAACCGGCAGGGCCCUCAGCUCAGUGAGCAGCCGCAGCGCUCUCACACAGACUGUGCCUGCUGAGGGUCGCUCACAGCCUCUCCACCGUUCCCAGCAGACUGAACAAUGGACGCUCUAGGAAAGAAGGCUUUGGUACGAGAAGAGCUGAUGGGAUGCCGCUGAGAACCUGUCCACUCUCUGUCCCUUUUGUCAGAUUGACAUCAGUGCAUUUUUGUUUCUCUUAUAUUGAUAUCGUUAACCAAUGCUCCUCAAACCCCUAAGAAUUUGAAUAAUUUCAUAUCUUUUUGACUUCAGGGUCAAAUUAAUUCCAACGUGACAUUACGGUGAAUCACAUUUUGUUUUGUUACACUGUUCAUGAGCAUUUCCUAGGUAAGUUUUUGGAUUCAUCAAGUUCAAAUGAUCAACACAAAUAUCCUCAAUACAUCGCCAGGAGAUUAUUUCCUAAACAGAAAAAUAUACAUUUGGGACCAGCAUAAAGGCUCAUCCCAAGAUAGAACGUUUGAAGGAAUCCUAAGCUUGAAUUCAGCACCGUUUCGCUCUUCAUUUUAAAAUGAUAGAGUGAAAACGAAAUGCGCACUAAUUAAUUUGCUCCCUAUUUAUUUUUUUUUUAAAUAACUGCAGGUGUGUUUUGUAAAACAUAUAUUAUAUAAGCAAAAACGGUAUAUGUGUAAUAAUAGAUGUAAUUAGGAAAAAAAUAAUUAUGAUGUGCUUAAUUGCUUCUAGUUUUGUAAUAUGAAGGAAUUAAUGAAGUUAAGUGUAUUUUCAGUUACAUGUUCUGCUUUUACUCUGGUUCCUACAUACAGGUGGUCUCAAACUCCUCGUUUUACCAUAAAGGAAGUGUGUGAGUGUGUGUGCAUGUUAGUAUGUCAUCCUAGUAUUUUCUAGAUGUUUCCAAGCAUAGAUCCAUGGGCUGAAAACACAAUAAAAGCUUUAAUGAGAAGAGAACCUAAAUCAAAGAAUAGCAGCUAAUAAGACUGUAUUUUGAAAAGACUUACAUUAAAACAAAAUGCAUUGUGAUUCGCUUGAAGUUCCCAUUUAGGCAUUAGAAAACAGAUGCUUUAUGCACCACUGAUUGAUCACUAGAGAAUUAACAUAUGUUAAUGCACACAAUAAUGUUGAUUUAGUUGUAAUUAAGUAUGUUGAUUUACUGCAUCAUUUAUUGCUUAUUUAUGUACAUGCGUUUUUGUUGAUGUAUGUAUUCUGCAUUAGAUUAAGAGGGCUACUGCUAUACUUAUGACAGGCUUGGACAUCUGAAAUGUCUCGCUUUUAUAAAUCACAUUUUAUAAAUCAGUUUUAAACACAAUCAUGUUUGUAGAAAUAUGUGUUGAUUUCCCCCUAUGCAAUUCAGAAGCUUUUUUAUACCAAAUAGUCACUGGAUAUGCAGGGAUAUUGUCUGUAAGGCAAAUUAAGAUUUUUUUCCUUCAUUUAAAACCUUUUUUUACAGUCCAACAAAUGUCAAACCACUGGGAUCUUCUUAUUCAUACAGAGAACACAUUUGUUUGCUUUAUAUGCAGAGUAAUCACUUUUAAAGUAGAAGCCAUAAAACAGAGGUUUGGUUUUGAUACUUUUUUUUUGUGCAUUAGUUGGCAUUUUGAGUUUUUCUUUUUUUUUUUUUUUUGUUUAGAAAGACAGUAGUCCCUCAGUUCCAAAUUCCAAAUCAGUUUUUAGUUUAUAUGCAUUAUACUGUGUUUCACUCUGGGAGAUAAUGGUAAGAAUAAACCACUGUUAGCAAGUGAUAUAUGCAGGACACUUACUGUCAAGAGUUUUAUGAGAAUCAAGUGACCACUUGUUUAUUCCACUUACUGAGUUCAAUAAAAAGCUAUGUUUGAAA